Molecule: messenger RNA, 1846 nt
Organism: Megalobrama amblycephala (Wuchang bream)
Lineage: Eukaryota; Metazoa; Chordata; Actinopteri; Cypriniformes; Xenocyprididae
Product: neurogenic differentiation factor 2
Exons: 2
Coding region: 730-1356 (208 amino acids)
Biological process (GO): regulation of transcription by RNA polymerase II; developmental process
Molecular function (GO): protein dimerization activity; DNA-binding transcription factor activity, RNA polymerase II-specific; RNA polymerase II transcription regulatory region sequence-specific DNA binding
Source: RefSeq, a predicted model, not a curated record
UUUAAAAAAAGGGAGUGAAAAAAAACUAAAUUACACUUACAAUUUUUGAUAUUUUAGUAAAUUUAAUUCUGAACAUAUAUGAAUUUACACAAUCGAUGUUUACAUGUCAGUUUUAUUACAAGCAAAGCUCCAGUGAAAUGUUGUAGACAAUUGGUCGCGAAUACACACCGUAAAAUUGUCAGAUUGUCCUAUUUAUCUCGUCUUUUUAUUUAACCUAUGACAAAUUUAUUAAAAAAUGAUUGGCGAAAAGUAGCCUACAUCUGCUGCUAUAAUCUUAUACGAUAGAUAAAUGUGUAAAUCUCUGAAUAUAAUAAUAAAAAAUCUUAUAGGCUACAAGCGAAGACAGGUGUUUUGGACUUUGGCCACCCUUGUUCCAGACAACUAAACUAACAAUUCAAUCACAUGACGCAAAUACUUCAGAACGUGCAGUAAAUAUUAGUCCACUGCUUAAACCGAAUAGGAAACAGCUUAAGAUAACUUUAUGAUUGGAGUGACACGUGCUCUGAGCAUCCACCGAUGCUGUGAAGUGCUUUUGAAAUGGCAGAGUCAUUAGGAGGAGGCACGCGUCCUAAUGAGCUCCUUUUCAAACCUGUUGAAUAGAGACAAGCACCCUGCGGCGAGACCUGGAGCUAUUUAAUGGCCAUUACGCACAGGGCUAGCCAGUUUACGCACGCUCUCCUCUAACCACAUACGCACUGUUUUAGUGACAUCUGAAAAAAAGGGGGGAAAAUGGAAGACAUAUUUUUUGAUUUUGAUCAAGAUGCUGCUACAGACUUUGCCUUCUGGGGCCAAAUGGACCCCAACUUCCAGUUCCAGUCUCAGCUGGACACGCUGCUCCUUGACUGCAGCGCAAUGACAGGUCAGCUGUCGCCCUGGUCCUCUUUCGGAUGCCAGACCGUGUUCCCAGAGGCUCAGCUGACCUUCACGGACUUAGACUCGCAGUCUCCGCAGCUGGAGGUCGGUGCUGAAGUGGACAGCUCCUUAGUGGACGAACCCCAUGAGAUCGGCAAGUGCAGACAGCAGCACCAGCGGCGCUUGACGCCCCAUCAUCCGUACAAGGUGCAGCGCCACGCCGCCAACAUCCGGGAGAGGAAGAGGAUGCUCAGCAUCAAUUCUGCAUUUGAGGAGCUGCGCUGCCACGUGCCCACGUUCCCCUACGAGAAAAGGCUCUCCAAAAUAGACACAUUAAGACUGGCCAUUGCUUACAUCGCCCUGCUCAGAGAAAUCCUCAUGUCAGGCUGUGACCCCAAGUCAUAUGUGGAUGAAUGCAUGAAGAACGGCUAUAAGAAUCAGACCAAUGCCAUCUGGAACACAAGUGAUCUGACAGCUCGGCUCUCUUGGAUAAAGUGGGAUUAACUGCAAUGUGGGCCGGGAAGAGGGACGCCGCCUCUCCCUCCUUUCUCACGCUCCUCUUCAAAGGUGGCAUGGCACGACGACACCACGACAUCUGCAGACUUCUCACCGUGUUACACCUCCUGGCACUCAGGACACUUUUUAUAUUCUAAUUUGUUGUGGGUUACAAUCAGGCCCGCUUUUGCUCAUCCAGACGCGCGUUGUUUGUUGUAAAUGAGGCCUUAUUAGGACAAAGCCGUGGCACUUGUCCCUGUAUGCAAGAUGAGAGAAUGGCAAAUCGCCGAAAGUCCAGUUUUUUUUCCAUGUGCUUCACUGUUGAAAGCUCAUAUAAAGAGGUUGGCCUGGCAAUGUGCCUGACAACCACAUUUCAGAUUUUAGAGAAGUGACAUUUUGUACCUUGAAAUAAUUUUGGGCAAAACCCAGGUAGUUUAUCGCAACAAUAUUUAUUUGUUAAUUUAUAAUUUUUAUUUAUUACAAAUGUUUUAGCUUUUGA